UUCUAUUUCUAUUUCUGGUCAACAAUGCUGGCCUCUUUCCAAUACCUUAAUUCAUGCAUCCAAAACCAGAGCUAUGGCAUUCUUGAUUUUAGAGCAAAAAAAUACAGUAAGAUCAGAAGCUAUUGUGUGAGAUGCAAAAGUAGUCUUGAUCCAACUUUAGAUGAAGAGAAGGAUGGCAAAAGGAAGUUUAAAAUUCUAAUUGCCGGUGGGGGUAUUGGGGGGCUAGUUUUAGCAUUGGCAGCAAAACACUGAGGAUUUGAAGUAGAGGUGUUUGAGAAAGACCUGAGUUUAGUGAGAGGGGAGGGACAACACCGCGGACCGAUUCAGCUUAUGAGUAGCGCUCUGGCCGUGCUGGAAGCCAUUGAUGAGAAUGUUGCAAAACAAAUCAUGGCAGCAGGUUGUGUUACUGGCAAUAGGACCAAUGGCUUUGUAGAUGGAGUUUCAGGUGAAUGGUUUACCAAGUUUGAUCUUUCGUCUCCGGCUGUAAGUAGGGGGCUUCCUAUCACUCAAGUGAUAUGCCGGAUGGAGCUUCAAGAUAUCUUAGUCAAUGCAGUCGGAUUGGACAUUGUGAGAAACAAUUCUGAAGUGGUGGACUUCAUUGAAGAGCCUAGCAAGGUCACGGUGAUCCUUGAAGAUGGACGGCAAUAUCAUGGUGAUGUUUUAGUAGGAGCUGAUGGAAUAUGGUCAAAUGUGCGAAAGAAAUUAUUUGGCAGACGGGAAGCAAAAUACUCAAAUGACACCUGCUACAGUGGAAUAACAAAAUUAAUUCCGCCAUACAUUGCUAGUGUCGGGUAUCGGGUCUUCUUGGGAUUGAACCAGUACUUUGCUGCGUUAGAUAUUGGGAAUGGGAAUAUGCAAUGGUUUGCCUUCCAUAAGCAGCCGCCUAUGAGCACUGAUCCUCCUGGAGGUAAAAAGAAGCUCCUGGAGGAGAAAUUUGGAAAGUGGUGUGAUGAAGUGAUUGCUCUAAUUCAGGAAACACCAGAGUCCAUGAUUUUACAGAGAGAAAUCUACGACAGAGACAUGAUCUGCUCUUGGGGAAUCGGGCGUGUUGCUCUGCUAGGCGAUGCUGCUCAUCCAUUGCAGCCAAAUCUUGGCCAAGGGGGUUGCAUGGCAAUUGAGGUAUCUGGUCUUCUUAGUACAUUUUAUCGUUUCCAUAUCCGAAAAACGGAAGGAGUUGUCUCUCAUGAGCUCCCAUGUUGUCGCGUUUAUGUGCAGGACUGUUACCAGCUUAUAGAUGAGCUUGAUCAAGUUCCCAAUACCGGCACAGAUGCUCAAAUUUCAGAUGCAAUUUGCUUGGCACUAAGACAAUACGCGAAGAAAAGAAUAAGGCGUGUUGGUAUAGUGCAUGCAGCCACCCGAAUGGCAUCAAAAAUGCUAGCUAUGUAUCAACCUUGCACACAGCUUAAAACUGGUACUCUAGCUCAUCUCUCAUCUCUGCAGAUAACGUACCCUGCAUUUCGAAUGGGUCAGGCAUUUCUGCAGUUUCUUUUGCCAAAAUUUAUGACUUGGAUGAUAGCAGGGCACGGGUUAAGUCUCAAAUCUCAAAGAGAGAGAGAGAGGGAAGCAAAACAAACUUAGAUGACUUCUCUGUUAGAAUUGAAGUUGAUAACCUUCCAAUUCAAAUCAACUUCUCUAUUACAUGUAAUAUUAUCGGGUUUUCCGGCGUGUAAAACAGACGAUAGAAACAGUGAUUGCAUUUUACUACCUAAAUAACAAAUCCUUCCUAAUAGUAUACAUA
Messenger RNA from Prunus persica (peach), 1738 nucleotides. Its product is annotated as zeaxanthin epoxidase, chloroplastic. Bases 331 to 1578 code for a protein of 415 amino acids. NCBI's taxonomy places the organism in Eukaryota, Viridiplantae, Streptophyta, Magnoliopsida, Rosales, Rosaceae. The record is from RefSeq and is a predicted model, not a curated record. The transcript has 9 exons.